Galeopterus variegatus (Sunda flying lemur) is the source of this 1582-nucleotide messenger RNA. RefSeq names its product dual-specificity tyrosine-(Y)-phosphorylation regulated kinase 4 (gene DYRK4). Gene Ontology annotation, molecular function: protein serine/threonine kinase activity; ATP binding. Gene Ontology annotation, biological process: peptidyl-threonine phosphorylation; peptidyl-serine phosphorylation. The record is from RefSeq and is a predicted model, not a curated record. Lineage: Eukaryota; Metazoa; Chordata; Mammalia; Dermoptera; Cynocephalidae. Gene Ontology annotation, cellular component: nucleus.
UAAAGUCCUUUAAGAACCAGCUAUCUCCUUAUGAGCAAAGUGAAAUCUUGGGCUACACAGAGCUGUGGUUCCUGGGUCUUGAAGCUGAGAAGCUCAAAGUGGAUCCUGAGAACUUCAGCGAGACAGGCUUUGAUGACAAGCAUGGCUCCUACAAGAAGGUCCUGCAUGACCACAUCGCCUACCGCUACGAGGUUCUGGAGAUGAUCGGGAAAGGGUCCUAUGGACAGGUGGCCAAGUGCCUGGAUCACAAAAGCAAUGAGUUGGUGGCCCUGAAGAUCAUCAGGAACAAGAAGAGAUUUCACCACCAGUCCCUGGUGGAGCUGAAGAUCCUGGAUGCUCUCAGAAGGAAGGACAAAGACAACACCCACAACGUAGUGCACAUGAAGGACUUCUUCUACUUCCGCAAUCACCUCUGCAUCACCUUUGAACUCCUGGGAAUCAACUUGUACGAGUUGAUGAAGAAUAACAGCUUUCAAGGCUUCAGCCUGUCAGUAGUUCGACACUUCACCCUCUCUAUUUUGAAGUGCUUGCAAAUGCUCUAUGUAGAGAAAAUCAUUCACUGUGAUCUCAAGCCUGAAAAUAUAGUGCUAUGCCAAAAGGGCCAAGUCUCCAUUAAAGUUAUUGACUUUGGAUCAAGCUGUUAUGAACACCAGAAAGUAUACACGUACAUCCAAAGCCGGUUCUACCGAUCCCCAGAGGUGAUUAUGGGCCACCCCUACGACAUGGCCAUCGACAUGUGGAGCCUGGGCUGCAUCACGGCGGAGCUGUACACGGGCUACCCUCUGUUCCCCGGGGAGAAUGAGGUGGAGCAGCUGGCCUGCAUCAUGGAGGUGCUGGGCCUGCCGCCAGCCCGAUUCAUUCAGACAGCCUCCAGGAGACAGAAGUUCUUUGAUUCCAAAGGUUUUCCUAAAAAUAUAACCAACAAGAGGGGGAAAAAGAGAUACCCGGAUUCCAAGGAUCUCACGAUGGUGCUGAAAACCUACGACAUGAGCUUCCUGGACUUUCUCAGAAGGUGUUUGGCAUGGGACCCUUCUCUUCGAAUGACCCCUGACCAGGCCCUCAAGCAUGCUUGGAUUCGUGAGCCACGAAACCUCGAGCCACGAAACCUCAAACCACAGCCCAGGCCUCAGACUCUGAGGAAAUCCAGUUUCUGUUUCCCCUCUGAGACAAGGAAGGACAAGGUUCAAGGAUGUCAUCACUCAGUCAAAAAAGCAGAUGAGAUCACUGAAGAGACGACAGACAAAAUGAAAGAUGGCACCACUAACCAAGCAUGCUGAAAUUCAGUUCAGGUGGUCAGCAGGGCUCUCUCCGGCACACAGCUGAUGCUGUCCAGCUGCCCCAUCUAGCAAAAGCUCCUGGAAAGCCAGAGGCAGUUGUUGGGCCAGACGUGUCCUUGACCUCCACAGAACAACAGAGCAAAAACUUCUCUUCCAAGAACACAAAUAUUUCACCACCUAUUGUAUGACCUUUGCUGAGGGUGUGUCCUAUUCCUUUCCGCCAAUGAUUUGUAUUAGAGACAGCAGUUAUAUUGUACCAUACUUAGAUUGUUGGGUUUUUAAUGCAUAAAGGUUUAUUUUAAAAA